Messenger RNA from Lindgomyces ingoldianus, 549 nucleotides. RefSeq lists its product as uncharacterized. The record is from RefSeq and is a predicted model, not a curated record. Lineage: Eukaryota; Fungi; Ascomycota; Dothideomycetes; Pleosporales; Lindgomycetaceae. The coding region runs from base 1 to 549 and encodes 182 amino acids. The transcript has 7 exons.
AUGGACCUUCUAUCCGAAAUAUCAAUUCUGACGGCCAAGUUCCACGACCUUUUGUCAAUAUCCAGCCACACGAGCCUCAUCUCACCGGCAACCCGCUUCCGUGCCAGAUCCGCUGCAUCAUUGUCCUUGAUUUUGAGUAGGAAAAUUACUGGAUCCUUGUGCUUCAAAUUGCCCCAACAAACCUGGAACGACUGCCUGCCUGCAAUCUCUUCCCGGCUCAAAAGGCUGAACAAGGAUGGUAUGUCACCAUGUAGCGUCAAUAAAUCAGAUUCCAUCCGUAUUUGUGCAAAAAAACGAACCCCAAUAAUUGACAAGGCAAGUUCCGAUAUGUUUCCAACCCUUUUCAUUCCAGGCUACCAAAAAUGCAAAAACAUACAACAGCAGGUAUUCGCUAGUGAUCGAACGGGGUUCAGACUUUUCUGGGUCCUAUGGUUGUAUGUGCUUGAACAGAUACAGGGAUAUAGGAGUAGUUACUUCGCGCUAGCGGUACUGUUAGAACAACGCAAUCGCUCCAAUCAUAUGGUUUACAGCCACAUAAAUCCCGGCUAA